AUGAUAGUAUGAAAGUAGAACUGUCAGGUCGAUGGCUGUAAAGGUGUUGACAUGUGCUGACUGACUGUCAGGAACCAGGAAAACAUACGGAAUGUGGUUAUCUCAGAACAUGCUACUGCGGUUCAGACUGAGUACAAAAGAACUGAAAAAUGGAUAUUUUUUCGUAGGACGCUGAAGACUUGGUGAUUAGUUUCCUUCGCGGUUUCCUCAAGUGUUGUGAGACACGAUUUUAAUGCUUUUAAUGGUACCAUCACGAAACGUGUUGCCAAGUAGUAGCGUGAUAUUUUACAAAUAAUCAUGGCUUUGUUGGGUAUGCCAAAUGGUACUCCCUUAGGCAGCAUGAUCACGGAAACCGAGCAGAUAAUUAGUCAGCUUGAACGAGGAACGGUGGUAACAAAGUUUUUCCAGCGCAAGCGACCAGAAAGGAAAACACUAAUGCUUCGACGGGAAACUCGGCAAUUAGUCUGGGCCCGUACAACAAAUAUAAGGACAUUUGAAGUAGCUGUGGACUUGAGGGAAGUAAAAGAGGUUCGCAUAGGAAAAAACUCAAAGGAUUUUGAAAAAUGGCCGGAGGAAGCAAAGCGAAUGGAGAAUUUAAAAUGUUUUGUUAUAUAUUAUGGCUUGGAAUUCAGACUGAAAACACUAUCAAUAGCAGCUUUUUCAGAAUCGGAGUGCACUUUGUGGAUAAGAGGCCUUGACUACUUGGUUAACGAUACAAUAAGAUCACCAUACCCACUCCAGGUUGAGAGAUGGCUCCGUAAAGAAUUCUAUAAAAUGGAAAGUGGCAGAGAAACUGUCACACUGAAAGACCUAAAGGCAUUCCUUCCUCGUGUCAACUGCAAAAUUCCAACAAAUAAACUUCGGGAUGUCUUUCAGGAAGUCGAUACAAGGAAACGAAUGGAACUAGGAUUUGAUGAUUUUGCUACUCUUUACCAAAAGCUUAUGUUUGAUAACAAUAUGUAUAGUGAAAGUUUUAGUAAGUUAUUCUCUGAUUACUCUGAAAAUGGUAAAACAGUAACAUUGCAAGAAUUUCAAAGUUUUCUUAGUCAAGAGCAGAGAGACCCAAUGGGAGAUGAUGAAAGAGAAGUCUCUUCCUUUAUGAGGAAUUAUUUGCAAGAUUCACAGCGAAAUGUCCAGGAGCCAUACUUCACAAUCUUUGAGUUUAUGGAUUUUCUUUUCUCGAAGCAAAAUGAAAUUUGGGAUGAACGAUAUGAUAAAGUCUACCAAGACAUGACGAAACCGUUGUCACACUAUUGGAUUGCCUCAUCACACAAUACAUAUUUAACAGGUGACCAAUUCUCAAGUGAAUCAUCCACUGAAGCUUAUGUUCGCUGUUUACGAAUGGGUUGCCGAUGCAUAGAACUAGACUGCUGGGAUGGUCCUGAUGGUAUGCCAUUCAUCUACCAUGGGCAUACUUUAACGACAAGGAUAAAAUUUCUGGAUGUUGUUAAAACUAUCAAGGAACAUGCAUUUGUUACAUCAGAAUACCCACUAAUAUUGUCCAUAGAGGACAACUGCUCUGUACCACAGCAGCGCAAGAUGGCAAAAGUAAUGAUGGAAGUGUUUGGGGAAAUGCUACUCGUGCAGCUUUAUGAGAAGAAUGAAAGUCAGCUUCCAUCACCACACCAGCUACGGCGUAAAAUUAUAAUUAAGCACAAAAAACUCCCAGAUGGUGUCGAUGAGGAUGCUUUUAUGAGCAAAAAUGAUGAUGCAAGGGACGUGGAUCUCAGAAACACAGUUAAAAAUGGCAUCUUGUAUCUGGAAGACCCUGUGGACAAGGAAUGGAAUAAACACUUCUUUGUAUUAACAAAAAAUAAAUUAUUUUACACCGACUCCUUUCAUGAUGAGCAAGAAGGUGAAGGAGAGGAAGAAGAGGAAGAGAGUGGUUUUCAUAGACCUAAGGAGGGCAUUCCAAAUGACGAUCUGCACUUCAGUGAAAAAUGGUUCCAUGGAAAACUGGCGAGUGGCAGAACAGAAGCAGAGACGUUACUAAAAGAUUACAGUCAUUUGGGAGAUGGCACUUUCUUAGUUCGGGAAAGUGAAACCUUUGUUGGUGACUACUCUCUCUCUUUCUGGCGACAGGGAAAGGUCAAUCACUGUCACAUUAGGUCAAAGCAGGAAAAUAAUCAAACAAAGUACUACCUCAUUGACACAAAUUGUUUUGAUAGCCUGUACAGCCUGAUCACUCAUUAUCAAUCACAUCCACUUCGUAGUCAGGAGUUUCUCAUCAAGCUGCAGAAACCUGUUCCUCAACCAAAUAAACAUGAAGGAAAGGAAUGGUAUUAUCCUCAGGCAACAAAACUAAAAGCAGAAGAACUACUGAAAAGGGUCCCCGCUGAUGGAGCAUUUCUCGUGAGACCAAGUGAAUCUGAUACUGAUGCAUAUGCUAUAUCAUUCAGGGCUGAGAAAAAGAUAAAACACUGUAGAAUAAAACUGGAAGGACGGCUGUACACAAUUGGAACAUUUCAGUUUGAAAGCCUAGUUGAGCUUGUGAGCUAUUACGAGAGACAUCCCCUCUACCACAGAACAAAGCUGCGAUAUCCAGUCACAGAGGAAUCUAUCAGCAGAAUGGCUCAUAAUCCCGAUGACUGCUCUGUGUAUGGUACACCAGGCUAUAUGGACCCCAGCAGCUUCACAUCAAGGAUAACUGUCAAGGCACUAUACGAUUACCAGGCACGUAACGAUGAUGAAUUAUCUUUCUGCAAGCAUGCUGUAAUAACGAAUGUUAACAAACAAGGAAACAGUGGCUGGUGGCGUGGAGACUAUGGAGGAAAGAAACAACACUGGUUUCCUUCAAACUAUGUGGAAGAAUGGGAUUCUCAAGAGAACAGAGAUGAUAAUUCUUCAGAUUCACUACUCCUUGGCAGUCUUCAGAAGGGCAGCCUUGAUGUGAUGGGUGCUAUUGUUGAAGUACAUCGAAAUGACCGCCCAGGACUGGAGUGGGUACUACGUAUACAAAAUCCAAAUAUGUGCUCAGUAUUUGAAGUAGCUGUACCUAGGAUAGAACUUGCUGUUGAAUGGAGGAAUGCCAUUAAGGAAGUGGCACAAAAUGCCAGUGUACGGGAAAAUCAGCACAAGGAAAUGGAGAAGCAAUUAAGAAUAGCCAAAGAAAUGUCUGACUUGAUAGUUUAUUGUCGAUCUGUAGCAUUUAAUAUGGAAAAAUUCAGGAGAGGCUUCAAUCAUUGUGAAAUGUCAUCAUUUCCUGAAACUAAAGCUGAAAAACUGAUAUGUCAGCAAGAGACAAAAUUCUUCUUGAAAUAUCAUCAGCACCAGUUCAGUAGAAUUUAUCCAAAAGGUCAAAGAAUUGAUUCCUCCAACUACAUCCCUGUUCCAAUGUGGAAUGCUGGCAGUCAGAUGGUAGCUCUUAACUAUCAGACACCAGAUAAAGCAAUGCAGCUGAAUCAAGGAAAAUUUCGUCAGAAUGGGUUCUGUGGAUAUUUGCUACGGCCUGAUUUCAUGUUCCUUGAAGACUUUGACCCAUAUGAUAAGAAAACUUUAGUUGGAGUAGAUCCACUGAAUAUUUCUGUACGUGUAAUUUGUGCACGCCAUCUCAGCAAAUGGGGUAAAGGAAGGGCAAGAGGGACUGUUAGUCCUUUUGUUGAAAUUGAAGUGAUUGGUGCGGACUUUGAUAACAAAAGCAGGAACACUCAACCAGUUUCUGACAAUGGUUUUAACCCAGUUUGGAAUGAAACUUUUGACUUUGAGGUUUCCAAUCCUCAUUUUGCCCUGCUGAGGUUUGUUGUCCAGGAUGAGGACAUGUUUGGAGACUCAAAUUUCAUUGGACAAGCAACCUACCCAGUGCUCUGCCUUCGAACAGGAUACAGAAGUGUUCCACUGAAAAAUGGCUAUAGUGAAGAUCUUGAGCUAGCAUCAUUGCUGGUUCAUAUCAGUAUAACAAAUCCAAUGGAAAGCAGGGAAGUGCUUCAAAGUACUGCCUUUUCUUGUGUAACUGCCGGAGGAGACAGUGAAGACUGAAAUGCCAAGUUGAUGUGGAUUUUCUGCAAUGAGAAGGUGAACAAAUGUGACUUUUUACAACUUGAGUGUGAAAUACUUGGUUUGAAAACCAAGGUGCAUUUAAUGAACAAAAGGAUUGUGCAUAACUGAACUCUUAUAAUGUUGAAUAUUUGCAGAUCUACUCUUUGUUAACUUCGGUGUUCAUUUUUGUCAUUGUUGUAUGUCAGUAUUGCACCUACUUGUAGGUCUGCUUUUUAAGAAAUGUAAUACCAUACACAAAAGUUCAGGCAACUGUAUUCAGAAGUUUGCUGUUUUAGAAAAAGGUAGUAGUUGUGGCCUUAUUGAUGGUUUAGUGUAUAGGUGUAUUUGCUCAUGUAUUUAUGAAUGAUACAGUUUACAAUAUUCUUCCAAAGUUUUUUCACAAACAACCUGCUGAAAGGUGUUUCAUUGUAUCUGUACCUGACUAGUUCAUUUUAUAUGAUACGGAAUAUGGAAGAUUCUGUUACAAAAAGGAUGAUACUAAAUGCCACUAAGGUUCAAUGGAGAGCCUUCUUUUUAAUCAUAAAGGUAUGUGCUUGUUUAAUAUUUUUCAAAUGCAGGAUAUGUUUUUAUCUUUAUUGUACAAUAAUGUGUGCUUGUGUGCAAAAUGUAACUGGUUCCUUAAGCUUUUAGAAGAGCCACAUGUCAAUAGUUAGUUUUAAAUAAUAUGUGUCUGUAUCAUACACGCAACAGUAUUUUUUGUCAGGCCAAUAACUUAUAAUAAAUUGCAUUCACUAAUGAGUGGCUUAAUUUUUAAAUGAUCUGAUUAUUAUAGUAAUGGAAUAAACAUAGAGGGAAAACCCUAGAGGAGGAAGAAUAUGACAGUUAUGUUAUAUGCUGUUUAAAAAAUGCAUGAUCUAAUGGUUGAAGCACUAGAGUGUUUGUGUGCACAAGAUGUGCCAAGUAAUGAUACGAACUGUAAGGUGAUUAUUAAUGUGAAAGAAGGCAGGGGAAUAACAUGUUCAUGGAAAUAUUAACUGAUAAAGUGCUUUAGGUUCAUGGUCUAGUUUGUUAGAUGAGAAUCUCUUCCUGAUUCAUAAUAUGUAUUUCAUUAUAAUGAAGUUAGUAACAAUGUUUCUUCUCAUGCUGUUUUUUAUUUCUAAGUGUGCAUUUGCCAUACUUAAUGUGUGCAGUUAUUAUUUGAUCAUAUUUUAUUCUGUAAGAGUUGAUGCCAUUUUUCCUAAGAAAAAGUGCUUAAUUGAAAUAUUAUGUGUUUCUCUUCGUGCAUUACAUGAUUAGACUUGUUUUUUGUUAGUGAGAAGUGCUUGAAUUCACUGUGUGUGUGUGUGUGUGUGUGUGUGUGUGUGUGUGUGUGUGUGUGUGUGUGUGUAAGUGAGAGAGAGAGAGAGAGAGAGAGAGGGGGGGGGGGGGUGAAGCAGUGUGUAUGGUGGACCAUUAAAUCUUUAUGGUUCAGAAGCAUUGUUAUGAGGCAAUUUCUGUUGUCUUCAUGCUAGAAGAUAGUUGUUUGUGUUCCAGACUAUUACUUCUUUGUCAGUUACACUAUUUAUAUGAUUGAGGAUUGACUGAUACUCGCCAUGUAGAGGAGGCUGUUCAACACACAUGAAUGGAAUCUGUCCUGGUUUUCCAUUGUUCAAUUACAUUAUUGUUGGCUUACAGUAUAAAUAAAUUUAUUUAUGUUAAUUGAUUAAAUUUGAAUAAAUUAUUGUAAUGUGAAUUGCAACUGCAAAAAAUGUAUAAUUAUAUCUUGACUUAAAUAUCAACAGUACGACAGGGCAAUGCUAUUUAUUUGUAGGGGAGAACAAUAACACCAAAAAUUAUCUGUGAAGCAGCGGACAUUGUUAAUUUAAUUAUAUGUCGUUCUGCUUGUUAUGAAAAUGACACUGCCUGAUCACAAAAUGUAUCAAAGACAAUCGAAGCAUGGUAUAAUAAAUGUGGAGACUGGACUACUUUUAAUAGAACUAAAGACUACCAGGCUUUCAAUUGGAACAUAAUUGUGAACAGUACAUGAUUCUGAUAAUGUGUCAUUACAGUUUGCUGAAACUUUGAUGUUAAGAAAUGUACAUGCCUAUGAUUAGUAACUUAUGAGUAUCAUGUGAAUUGCUGAUGUUUACACUUCCUCCUCUUUGGUUGGCGUAGUUACCUGUUCUAUUGGUGUGUGUGAAGCAAGGCGUUAGUUAUAACAUUUAUUAUUAAAGCUGCAACGAGUCACAAGUAUGGUUUACAAAAUUUAACUUGACCGAUUACCGUUGUGGAUAUAUUAUAAGGGGUGUUCAAAAAGAAACAAGCCAGAAGCAUAAUUACAGAAACCAGUGCCUGUGUGUUACAAGUAAUGACCCUGGCUGUUGACACACUUGUCCCACUGUGCCACAAGGCAGUGAAUGGCUGUCUCAUAAAAUUUCUGGGGCUGCAAUGUUAACCAGUUCGCUAUAUGUUGUCAUCCAACGUGAAUCGUUUGCCUCUCAGAACCUUUUUAAGGGAACCAAAAAUGGUAUAAUCACAGGGAAAGAGAUCCGGACUGCAGGAGUGCUGUGACUGUGUUGGUCGUAUCAGUCUUUGCAUUGUCGUGGAGUAGAAUGACCCCACAGGUGAGGUUGCCUGGUUGUUUUGAUUUGAUCGCUUUUUGAAGGGUGGUCAAGGUUUGCUAGUACUGCUGGGAAUUCACUGUUGUCCUGUGCUGCAGGAAGUGAAUCAGAAGGGGUCAUCUUGGUGAAAGAACAUCAUCAGCCUAACCUUUUCUGCACUGGUGUGGAUGAUUGAUGUAUGCUGCUGCUAGCUCUAUAUAGUCAUGUGACGUACAUGCGUGCCCUCUAGCGAAGGGCUGUGAACUUUCACGCUCUGGUCAGAACCACACCUCAUUACACACACCACGAUAUUAUCAGUUUAUGCAUUCCAGACUCCAGCUUGUUUCUUUUUGAAUGCCCCUUAUAUAAAGCCACUUUCAGGUGUGGUGCACUAAGAUAAAUAGAUUUCCAUUCACAUUUGGUAAAUUUACAAGAGGUUCUUUCAUUUUGACCUUCACAGAAACAUUGAUGAAAUGAUUUUUUUAAGUCAAUAAGACAUGAAACUGAGCAAAGACUUGCACAGUGGAUGUUUCUUUGCCACAAAUGUCAUGUUUUAUUACCUUAAAAAUCGUUUCUUGAUGGUUCUGUGAAAGUCAAAAUGAAAAAUCCUCUCAUAAGCUUACAGUUGUGAACAAAAAACUCUGUUGAUUGUAGCGCACCACACCAGUAACAAAUGCAUGACAAGGCCCUGGCAAGAAAGCAAAGAAAGCUGUAAAAACCCAUCUGAAGAUAGAUUUGUAAUCAAUCAGAAACCAGUAAUAGUGUUAAAUGAACUAUUUUAAACUAUAUUUGUGACUGGUUGCUGCUUAAAUUACAAGCCUUGUGAUUUUACUACAGCCAUGUUUCGCAACGUUCAAUGCGAUAGCAGCAAGGCAUUAGGUAUGAGUAUGCUAGGUUGUAGAUAUGCCAACAUUUCACAUAUCUAUCUCUCUCUCUCUCUCUCUCUCUCUCUAUCUAUCUAUCUAUCUAUCUAUCUAUCUAUCUAACCACACACAUUCUCCAUUCAUAGCAGUUAUACCAAAAUCCCAAAGUUGAAAAAGGAAAUGAAACUGUUUGAAAGAAAUAAUAUUGUAUUUAUGUACAUACUGAGCAUGGAAAAAAAACUUUGUAUUUAUUUUUGUUAGUUUUUAGUUGUGGAGGAGGCAGCUCAUAAUUCCAUUAUGUGAGUAUUUUGAUUAAGAAGUUGUAUGCAAAAAUAAUACAUCAAAUGAGCAAAGUAUCAUUGGCAGUGCAGCAUGAAUUAUAGUCAUAAACAACAGAGAACUUAAAACUCUGCCUCUUGUAUUUUAUUUUAAAGCUGAUUCAUUGUAUGUUGAAAUCCAUGCCAUUCAGAAUAGUAAUAUGGAGUGCCACAGAUGUAGUCAAGGGAAAUUUCAUAUUUUUAUGACCAGUGAGUUAAGACAGACUAUAGAAUUGAAGUGUGAUUUGUAUGAAGUCUUGGAGAACCAGUGCUAUAAAAUAAGCAUGUUGUAUGUUGUUCACUGUUUUUAUUUAUUCAGCGUGCCUAAAAAUGUAACAUAAUGAUGACGAAGUAGAGUUUUGGAGACCUGUUAAAUCUGCCAUUGUGAAAGAAUUUUCUUCUUGGCAUAUCAACCACUGUUGCUAGUCAAAGUGCUCACCAAGUUUAACAGUGCAACAAUUCAGAAUGUAGACUCUCUUUAAUUUCCUACCUGACUGUCUCAUUUUACAUUGUCUCUCUCUCUAAAUGAUGUAAAGUGGAUUGUUCUGAUGUCUUUCUCCAAAUAAUAUAAAGUGAUUUUUCUAAUAGUGCCUUAAAGAGAAUUAUCUCAGUCUUUGGUGAUUUGAGACAAAGUUUCAGUCUCUAGUAUUCAUUUUUCAGAGGGAGGCUAAGUUAUCCAAAUUUAUAUUUUAAUGUCUCUGCAUAUAAUGGAUAAAGCUGCAGCCUUGUUCAGUUAUUCCAUUUGAUUAUGUACAAGUUAAUUUAUGUACUCUUUCUUUUGUUACUACUUUCUCAUGUCAUACCUUAAUUUUCUCAACCUUUAGGUAUAUCUUUAUCUUUUGACUUGUUAGACUUUUAUUUCAAAUAUUAUGUUGUAUUUCCCUGCCAUUCUUUGGAGAUAAAUUAUGUACUUGUAUAUGUAAAGAGUUAAAUGACAACAGUUUUUUAAUGUGGUCAAGAAUAUACUCAAUAUAGCUCCAGAAAUUGGAAAAUAUUUUCUUUGCUAUUUUUGUAAGCAGGAAAAAUGUAAAAUUAAAUUACUGUAAAAUAUACAUUUUAAAAAAAUACAGUACAAUGGUGUUUCAGAAAGUAACCUCAGUAAAGUAAUUAAAAUAUGCUACUCAACCACGAAUACAAAAAAUAAUCUUUCACUUCUUAGGCUCUCAUUUCACAUCCUGCUUUCUUGAUCAGCACACUUUCCAUCUUGUUGGUCAACAUUUUGAUUUCAUAAUGAAAAAAAAAAAGAAAGAAAAUCUAUGUAGUUAUGUGCUGCUGCUCCUGAUGUGUUCAUCAUACACUGUUUUUCAUACUAUUUAGAUCAUCAGUGUGAAGCCCUGAUCACAGCCUUUCACUAUUUUAUUUACUGCUUCUUCAGCAACAUACACUGUCAAGUGCUGCAUGUUGGUUCUUCUCAUUUUUAUAAUGCUUCUAAAGUGAUCCACCCCUGCUCAAAAGAGAAAGAUGAUUAUAAGAAAAUAUUUGACUCUAGCAGUAAUAUGUCACAAUUCCUACAGUUCUAUUGCUAGGCUCUUCAUGAUAACACUUUGUUUAUCAAAACAUAACAAGAUAUUGCUAAAACAAGGUUAAAUUGGCAUAUAAGUUAUAUUUAUAUAAUCAGAAUCCUACAAAUUUGUUGUGAAGACAGCCUGUGAUGUUUGGCAGCCUUUAUGAAAUUUGCAUCUGUGGGUGUGAGACUGCAUUUAGUACAAAGCUUCAUCCAUUUUCAUGAAUAAUGGCACAUCAUUGCUGGUACUUGAACACUGACAGAAAAUUAUUUCAUCUGUUGACAUUUACAUAUUGUAAGCCCCCCAUUGGCUUGUAGCAUUCUCCCAUACUUUUCAGCCUGUACAAUAUUUGCGUAACUUCAGCAUCCUUGUAUGAAUUGUGACCUUUUAAAGCAGAAAUAUUUAUGUCUGCAUAAAUUUUAUAUUUGGUGCCCUCCUGAACGCAUAGGUUGUCUUAAUAUGGAACUGUGCAUCUGCUUUCCUUAAGAAUAGAUUUUUUACUGACAAAGCAGUUCAUCAGUCCAGAAUAUUUGUUUUGUGAACAACUGGGAAGCUGCAGUCACUUUCUGAAACAUCCUUCAAAUGUUUUCAUGUCAUUCAUGCUGUAUAAGAUGACCCAGAGUCAUAAUAAUGUUAGCCAAAAUGUUCUAUAGUGGAAACGAAUAAAUCACAGUAAUAAGUCAUGAAUGUGAUAUAUCUAUGCAUUUUAACUGUUGAAGUUUUCACUUUUACAAAUUUUAUUGCUGAGAAAACCGAACAAUGAACUAUUGUACAGUUGCAUUUAAUCAUAGUGUUCAGUGUAUUGCUAUGUUUUAAGUUGUAAUUUACAAUUUUAUUGUGUAUUAUAUACAUAUGCCACUAUUUGAGGGUUCAGUUUUAUAGGAUUUUGAUACUCAAGUCGGCAUUCCCAGUCGUCCAUCUUUUUCUUUUUUUUAUAAAUGAAUAAAGAUGAAUAGAAGGGUAUGAGUAGCAAAAUUUAGAGCUGUUCUCAAGCCUACAACAAGACUCAAAAU
Schistocerca gregaria is the source of this 10213-nucleotide messenger RNA. It is a transcript of the gene sl, whose product is annotated as 1-phosphatidylinositol 4,5-bisphosphate phosphodiesterase gamma-1. Gene Ontology annotation, molecular function: protein binding; phosphatidylinositol-4,5-bisphosphate phospholipase C activity. Bases 298 to 3975 code for a protein of 1225 amino acids. The record is from RefSeq and is a predicted model, not a curated record. Gene Ontology annotation, biological process: phospholipid catabolic process; phosphatidylinositol-mediated signaling; positive regulation of epithelial cell migration. Lineage: Eukaryota; Metazoa; Arthropoda; Insecta; Orthoptera; Acrididae. The transcript has 22 exons.